GCCGGGGACGGGAGGGCUGGCAAGCGGGGGCGCGGCUCCCGGAAAAGAGCGGAACGUCCAGGAAGCCGGGGCCGGUUCUGUCCCGGCCGCUGCCGCCUGCUUGCCGCGGUGGCCGUGAUGCUGCCCGCCCGCCCGCGGAAGCCCCGGCCUGCCGAGCAGGAGGGCUCUAACUCCGUGAGGACCCCAGCUUCGUUUCUGUAAAUGUGUGUGAGGGCCUGACUCCCAGAAUCUUGCUGGUCGCUGACUUUUCAGUAUGGGGAGGAUCGGCAUCUCCUGUCUUUUUCCUGCUUCAUGGCAUUUUAGCAUCUCUCCAGUGGGGUGUCCUCGAAUUCUGAAUACCAAUUUUCGCCAGAUUAUUGUCAUUAGUGUCCUGUCUGCUGCUGUUUCUCUUUUAUACUUUUCUGUUGUCAUAAUCCGAAAUAAAUAUGGGCGGCUAUCCAGAGACAAGAAAUUUCAAAGGUACUUGGCACGAGUUACUGACAUUGAAGCUACAGACACCAGUAACCCCAAUGUGAACUAUGGUAUUGUUGUGGACUGUGGCAGCAGUGGGUCUCGAAUUUUUGUCUACUGCUGGCCAAGGCAUAAUGGCAAUCCUCACGAUCUGCUGGAUAUCAGACAAAUGAGGGAUAAAAACCGAAAGCCAGUGGUUAUGAAAAUAAAACCCGGCAUUUCAGAAUUUGCUACCUCUCCAGAGAAAGUCAGCGAUUACAUUUCUCCACUCUUGAACUUUGCGGCACAGCAUGUGCCACGGACAAAACACAAGGAGACCCCGCUCUACAUUCUCUGCACAGCUGGGAUGAGAGUCCUUCCUGAGAGCCAGCAGAAAGCCAUUCUGGAAGACCUUCUGACUGAUGUCCCCGUGCACUUUGAUUUUCUGUUUUCUGACUCUCACGCAGAAGUAAUUUCAGGGAAACAAGAAGGUGUGUAUGCGUGGAUCGGCAUUAAUUUUGUCCUUGGACGAUUUGAGCAUAUUGAAGAUGAUGACGAGGCAGUCGUGGAAGUUAACAUUCCCGGCAGUGAAAGCAGUGAAGCCAUUAUUCGUAAAAGAACGGCGGGUAUUCUCGACAUGGGAGGCGUGUCCACUCAGAUAGCGUACGAAGUCCCCAAAACUGUAAGCUUUGCCUCCUCACAGCAGGAGGAAGUAGCUAAAAAUUUGUUAGCUGAGUUUAACUUGGGGUGUGAUGCGCACCAAACUGAGCAUGUGUAUCGAGUCUACGUGGCCACAUUCCUUGGAUUUGGUGGCAAUGCUGCCCGACAGAGAUAUGAAGAUAGAAUAUUUGCCAACACAGUUGAAAAGAACAGGCUCCUGGGUAAACAGACCGGUCUGACUCCUGAUACGCCGUACCUGGACCCCUGCUUACCCUUAGACAUUAAAGAUGAAAUCCAGCAAAAUGGACAGACCAUAUACCUACGAGGGACUGGAAACUUUGACCUGUGUCGAGAGACUAUCCAGCCUUUCAUGAAUAAAACAAAUGAGACACAGACUUCCCUCAAUGGGGUCUACCAGCCCCCAAUUCACUUUCAGAACAGUGAAUUCUAUGGCUUUUCUGAAUUCUACUACUGCACCGAGGACGUGUUACGAAUGGGGGGAGAUUACCAUGCUGCUAAAUUCACUAAAGCUGCAAAGGAUUAUUGUGCAACACAGUGGGCUACCUUGCGGGAACGCUUUGACCGAGGCCUGUAUGCCUCUCACGCUGACCUCCACAGGCUUAAGUACCAGUGCUUCAAAUCUGCCUGGAUGUUUGAGGUGUUUCAUAGGGGCUUUUCUUUUCCUGUCAACUAUAAGAACUUAAAGACUGCCUUGCAAGUUUAUGACAAGGAGGUUCAGUGGACCCUGGGAGCAAUCCUUUACAGGACCCGCUUUUUACCCUUAAGAGACAUCCAGCAGGAGGUGUUCCGGGCCAGUCAUGCUCACUGGCGGGGUGUCUCCUUUGUCUACAACCACUACCUGUUCUCCGGCUGCUUCCUGGUGGUCCUGCUGUCCAUCCUGCUCUACCUGCUGCGGCUCCGGCGCAUUCACCGGCGCACACUGCGAAAUGGCUCGGCUGCCACUCUCUGGAUGGAGGAAGGCCUUCCUUCCCAGAAGGUGGCUGGUGCCUUAUGAGCCCGAGUUAGACAGCUCCAGGAAGACUCUCUAAAGGAAAAGCCAUUUUUGCCUCAGGGUUUCUCCUCUUUAUUCUCCUAUGGUUUUGUUUUUACUUUCCUUUUUUGUUCCUUAAAACAAAAACAAAAUUCAUUGUUUGUAGGCCCUGCUGUCCUAGAAAUAUUGCAUUUAACUGUUUUGAAUACAGCUUUAAAUUGUGGAGUAGGAAAAAAGGAAAUUCACUUGAUUUUUGCUGCAUAGGAUAUCUGUCAAAAAUUACUAAAAUUUUUGGGUGUUCUUUAGGCAUGUUAAAUUUUAAACUAAUGCACUUUGAUAUUGGAGGGAAGUGGAACAGAUGCUUUCUAUUAGUGGAGAUAGGACUGAAGAUUGAUACUUUUACAGAAUGAAAGAACUUAUUGACCGAGAUUAUAAUUCUCUUUUUUCUCUCUAGAGAGAGCUCUAACCUAAAGAGAAUGACAUUUGAUUUUUAUUUAUUGUUCAGGUCUGUCACUCUGUGUGUUUUCUUUUCAAGUUUAAAAAUUCGAAACCAUUUGUAUCCAAAAUAGAGAAAUAUAAGCACCAGGAGGUAACCAUUUUUAAAAUUGAUGGUGAAGAGAUGUGAAAAAUGUGAACUAUUGACUAGAGUUUUGUGUACGUGUGUGAAAAAUGCUAAUGAAACAGGAUGAGGAAAUGCAGUGCUUUUUCUUUUAAAAACACACACUUCAGGAUUUAUUUUUUCAUUUCAUUUUAUUUAGAAAAUUCCCAUUACUGUUAUAUUUUCCUGACCACAGAUUACUUUCUUUAUCCCAUCUUUCAGCAGCCUUGGAACACUUUGUUUUUGAAAGAAUUAGAAAAUUCAUAGAGUUUCACUGGUUUCAGUUUUAUUAGAACCAAAGCUGGUCUCCACUUCUAGGCACUUCAGUAAUUCUUAGUAAUAUGUUUUUGCUUGUUUAAUUUUGUUCCAGUUUCUUCCAAAUUCAAAUUGGUAUCUCCCUCUCCCUCUUAAUUAAAAGUUGUCUGAAGAGUUUUAUUUGGGUAAUCCCAUACAUAGCUUGACAUGUUCUCUUUAUUACUGCUGUAGUUGAAGUGUAGUGGCCAAUGCCACUGUAAAUCAAAACUAAGGGAAGAGUCUGAAUUAAGUGCAAGAAAUAAACUCACAUUUUGAAGAAAACAACUUUGACAUUUUAAGCAAAAACUUACCUAAAAAGAUCAACUGGCUUGGCAUAUGUGAGACUGGUGGUUUUUAACUUGUUUAGUUUAGAAGUUUUGGGAAUUUUCAUAGGUGAAGUUCUUUUUGUGCAAGUGUGUGUGUAUAUGUGCAUGUGUGCACACUUGUGCUAUUUCCAAAUUCCAGAACAGUUAAAUUCAUGUAGUUGGUAGCAAAUUGGCACCAGGAAGUGGGGUUGUUACUAUAACAGAUACUUGAAAAUGUGGAAGCAGCUUUGGAACUGGAUAAUGGGUAAAGGCUGGAAGAGUUUGUAGGAGCAGGCAAGAAGAGGCCUAUGUUGCCAUAAAUGGAGCAUUAAGGGUGAUUCUGGUGAGGGCUAGGAAGCAAAGAGUAGGAAAAGUUUGAAUCUUCUUAGAGAUUACUUAAGUGGCUAUGACCAGAAUGUUGAUAGAAAUACAAACAGUAAAGGCCAUUCUGAUGAGGUCUCAGAUAGAACUGAGGAACAAGGAGCAAAAGUCAUCCUUAUUAUAAAAUAGCAAAGAACUUGACUGAAAUGUGUCCUUGUCUGAGGGCUUUAUGGAAGGCAAAAUUUAAGACUGAUGAUCUAGGAUAUCUAGUAGAAGAAAUAACAAAGCAGCAAAAAAGCAUCCAUGCUGCUGCAUGGGCACUUUUAAUGACUUACUGUAAAAUAAGAGAGGAAAGAGAUAAUUUAAGGGCAGCUUUAUAAGUAAAAGGGAAGUAGAGUGGAAAGAUUUGGAAAUUUUGCAGAUUGGCCAUGUGGUAGAGAAUGAAAGAACAUUUUCAGCAAAGGAAACCAAAGAGGUGUGACCAUGCCACUGGUUGAUAAGGAGAUUAGUAUAGAUAGAAUGAAGCCAGAGGCUAUUCACCAGGACAAUGGGAGAAAAACUCUAAAGGUAUUCCAGAUAUCUUUGAGGCUGCUCCUUCCAUCACAGGCUCAGAGCUCUAGCAGGGCAGAAUGAAUUGGAUGUGCCUCUGCCCAGGACUGCCUUGGGUUUCUAUUUCCUGUUUUCCUGUGCAGCACACCUUAGCACCCUCAGCUGUGGCUUAAGUGGCCCCAGUUGUGGCUCUGUCUGCCACUUAGAAAGAACAAGUCAUAAACCUUGGUGGCAAAUGUGUGCUGGUAAUUCUCCAGGCACGCAGAAUGCAAGAGCUGUGGGGGCAUGGCUCCCUCCACCUAUAAUUCAAAGGAUGUCAUAAGCAGCCUGGGGGCCCAGGCAGAGACUGGUGGCAAGGGCAAAGUAGUCAAGCCCGUUCAUCUUGAGCACUGCCUUGGGGAGCCACAGAAUCUCAUCGUACAGUUUAUCAGUCUCUUCAAGGCGCUUCUGCCUGUCUUGGUUAAAUUUGUUUGCAUCAUAUGUACACUUCAUGGUCAAAGUCCUUAAGAAAGGAGGCAAGAACCCGGCUCCAUAAGGCAUUGCUUUUGGCCACUUGAGUGCCACCUUCCUAACUGGAGCUGUGGUGCUUUGGCAGAGGCUGUGGGGAGGUGGGGACCGAGCCACAAGGGGCCAGUAGCAGAUAUAGGAGGACGAAAAGUAAGGGGGCUGUAAAGGGUGGAGAGGGUGGACAGGGACCCACAGGAGUUAGUAGGAGGGACCCCCCACCACCUUUGAGGUCUUGUCAUAAGUCUCAAGGCCUGUACCUGAAGGUCCCGAAACAAAGACUGAUAGAAACAUCCUGCUCCAGCUGAGAGGGAGUGGUGGAUUUUCAAUUUUUAAAGAGUUCUUUAAAAAAAAAAAAGUUGAAGAAUUUGCAACAGACACUAAAUGUGACCUGUAAAGUCUAAAAUAUUUACAGAAAAAGUUUGCUGGCCCCAGCAAAAAAUAAUCAUGUUCAAGAAAGGAUUUAGACGGUAGCAUCUUAAUUCAGGAAUGUGGUUACCAUUUUUGGGCACAAAAAGAUGGGCAAGAGAAGUGACUAAACUUCAACUUUAAAAUAUUUGUUUAUGCACAAGAAUUUCACUUCUUAUCUCAGGUUCUAGAUUACUUUCAAGAUGAGUUUUCUAACAAACCAGGAAACCUGGUGCUCCCCAAAAUAAAAUGAAGUGCUGUUGAGGGGAGCUCAUUAUGUUGUGUCGAGAUGUCUGCAGUCACGACAGGUCAUGUUCCAGAGAAGGUCUGGCACUGUGCCUCGCAGCUCUGUGCAUACCACAGAGAAGACAGCAGAUGCUUCUCUGAACUUGCUAAAAGCUUUGUAAAAGCUAAGCAUUCUUGUUAAAUCUUGGCAGGGACACUUCAACAGUGAAUGCUUACGUUCCAUAUCUUCUGGGGAUGUUCUCAAAGUCUUCUCAGUCCUUUCAAGGUUUCAAUAUAAAAGACAAACACAUCAAUUUGUACCAGUGAUUUUUGCACAUUUUCGCCCCUAAACUUCUGGCUUUAGGCAGUGCUUCCCAACCUGGGGUAAAGAGAAGAUACUACCGGGGGCUUGAGGCCAGAGAUGGGGCGGCUCUUCCUGGCCACCCCGAGGCUGAGGAGAUCAGUAUUUCAACACCAGGUUUCCACACCUGUUCACUCUAGAGUAACAACUCUCAAUGCACAGAUACUUAAAUUUUAAACUCAGGCCUACACAGAAUAGUUUUCCUUAUAAGGAGCAAGAAACUAAAACAUGCAAAUGUGUUUUCCAAGCUUUAGAACAGAUCAGCUUUAGAAUUCUGUGCGGCAGUGUGCAAUGCAGUGUGCAAUGCAGAAAACCUACCUUUCAGUAAAUUAUUGAGUUAUUUAUUCCAGUGUUUCAUUUUGUAUUUUAUUGAGUUUCCCUUUCUGUAAUGAAUGAUGUGAUGAACCGAGGAGAAUUCUUUGUUCUGUUACUAAAAUUAUAUUUUACAGUUAGGAGUACAUGAACACAAAGUAUUUUUUAAGUGAUGUUUUCCACUCAAGGUAAGAAUUGUUAUCUUGGAAGUUUGUCAUGGUGCCAUGUCACUUUCUGUGUCUGGCAACCUCGCGUUUCCGCACUUGCACACGGGAGGGUGCUGAGAAUCAAUAAAGCAGAAGUUCACUCGA
Messenger RNA from Cynocephalus volans (Philippine flying lemur), 6268 nucleotides. It is a transcript of the gene ENTPD4, whose product is annotated as ectonucleoside triphosphate diphosphohydrolase 4. NCBI's taxonomy places the organism in Eukaryota, Metazoa, Chordata, Mammalia, Dermoptera, Cynocephalidae. Gene Ontology annotation, biological process: UDP catabolic process. Bases 254 to 2104 code for a protein of 616 amino acids. Gene Ontology annotation, cellular component: Golgi apparatus. The record is from RefSeq and is a predicted model, not a curated record. The transcript is spliced from 13 exons. Gene Ontology annotation, molecular function: GDP phosphatase activity; UDP phosphatase activity.